AUGGCCUCAGGGAGGGAGUGGAGCUGCCCCAUCUGCUGCAAUGCCCUGGAUAACGUUGCCUACUCGAUGCCCUGUCGCCACCAGUUCUGUCUGGGCUGCAUAAUGCGCUGGCUGCGAGGGAACCGCGCCUGCCCACUCUGCAGAAGACCAAUCUCCACCAUCAGCUUCUCGGAGCAGGAGGGAAACUGCCUGCACUGUGUCACCAGACUCUCCAGAGAGCCACCCGAGGCCAGCAGCAGCCAGGCAGGGAGUGUAAACACCCAUGGUCCUGGGCAGGGGCCUGCAGGGCCAGAGGCUGUGGGUGGCAUCCUGCCUGAGCUCUGGGCAGAGCUUUUCCGGAGGCGAUGGACCCUCUUGGAUCCCGUGCGGUCCUGGCUGCAGCAGAGGCUGGAGAAGAUAUACAGGGACAAGUGGUGGCAGGUAAAGACUGCAGAAAGCAGUGUCCUGCUCGCCCUCUGCAUCUUCGGGCCGAACAGGGAUGGGCUGGUGCAGAGGCUGCAGCCUCGCCUUCAGGAACACACCGCCCCGCUGAUCCACGGCAUCCUCAGCAUCAUUGAGACCCAGUGCAGCCAGGAGGUCUGGAGGCUGCGCCACUCCCAUGCUGCCAGGGAGGAGGAUGAGAGCCCUGGGGACAGCUCUGUCUUCCAGGGGUGCGCUCCCACCUCCAGUGGCCCCCCACAUUCCAGGGUCGAGGAGGUAGCCAGCAUGUCAGAGGAUGCUCUCCAGGGGAGUCCCAUCUGGCCCCCAUCUGCACCUGUUCCUGCUGAGUGGGAGCAGCCCUAG
Molecule: messenger RNA, 783 nt
Organism: Myiozetetes cayanensis
Lineage: Eukaryota; Metazoa; Chordata; Aves; Passeriformes; Tyrannidae
Exons: 1
Coding region: 1-783 (260 amino acids)
Biological process (GO): protein polyubiquitination; protein monoubiquitination
Molecular function (GO): ubiquitin protein ligase activity; metal ion binding
Source: RefSeq, a predicted model, not a curated record